AUGCCUUUGUCUAAGUUGCAAGGGGCUAAGCUCCCCGCGUCCGCUGACUUUCAUGUCCACCUACGUGACGGUCCGAUGAUGGAGUUGGUGACUCCCACCAUCCGUCAGGGUGGAGUGAACACUGUCUUUGUCAUGCCCAACCUGGUACCACCCAUCACCACUGUUGACCGUGCCCUCGACUACCAGAAGCGCCUGCAGGCCAUUGAGCCCAAUGUCAACUAUCUCAUGUCGCUGUACCUGCACGAGACAAUCACCCCAGAGACAAUCAUUGAUGCCAAGAAGCGUGGCAUCACUGGUGUCAAGAGCUACCCGGCUGGUGUGACGACAAACUCGAGCUCGGGCGUUGUCGAUUACGACCAAUUCUAUCCCGUCUUUGCUGAGAUGGAACGUCAGGACCUGAUUCUGAACCUACACGGCGAGUGCCCUUCCAUUGGGGAUGUGACUGUCUUAUCAGCCGAGGAAAGAUUCCUGCCAACUCUGCUUGACCUCCACGCCAAGUUCCCCAAGCUCCGUAUCAUCCUGGAGCACUGCACCACUGCCGCAGCUGUGGAGGCUGUCAAGAAGUGUGGCCCUACCGUUGCCGGUACAAUUACUGCCCACCAUCUGUCCAUCAUCAUCGACUCUUGGGCGGGAGACCCAUUCUGCUUCUGCAAGCCUGUCGCUAAGACUCCUGCCGACCGCGACGCUCUUCUUCGGGCGGCAGCCUCGGGCAAUCCCAAGUUCUUCUUCGGAUCUGACAGCGCACCACAUCCCGCAGCUUCUAAGCGCGGUGGGGAGAAAAUCGCCGCCGGUGUGUUCACUCAGCCGUACACAACCCAGGUUGUCCUCGAUUCCUUUGAGCAGGCCUGCGAGAACGGCGUUCUGAAGGAAAACGACAUUACCCCGGAGCUUUUUGAGGGAUUCAUGAGCAGGUUCGGUCGGGCAUUCUAUGGAAUUGGUGAUGAGAAGAAAGAAUUCAUCACCCUGGAGAAGAAGGGCGAGAAGAUUGCACAGAUCCUGCAGUCUGAGACAACUGACGUUGUCCCCUUCCGCAAGAAUCAGGAGACAUGGACCGUAUCAUGGUCUUCGUAG
Messenger RNA from Penicillium taxi, 1071 nucleotides. Its product is annotated as dihydroorotase. The coding region runs from base 1 to 1071 and encodes 356 amino acids. Gene Ontology annotation, molecular function: dihydroorotase activity. Gene Ontology annotation, cellular component: cytoplasm. The record is from RefSeq and is a predicted model, not a curated record. Gene Ontology annotation, biological process: 'de novo' pyrimidine nucleobase biosynthetic process; pyrimidine nucleotide biosynthetic process. Lineage: Eukaryota; Fungi; Ascomycota; Eurotiomycetes; Eurotiales; Aspergillaceae. The transcript has 3 exons.